AUGCCUUAUCAAUUCACGCCCAUCACAAUCGAAGCGGAACGUGGCAAACCGCUUGACCCCUUCCUGAAACGGCCCCUCUACAUCCCCGAGCUCUCCCUCCUCUUCGUAACCGACAUCCCUGCGACCGACCGAAUCUUUCCAUCGACGGGCAAGCCAACCGGAUGCCCGUGCUGGCCUGGAACCCCGGUCACGCGGCGCAUUCUGAAUGCAGACUUAAAGAAAGGCAUCCUAGCCCUCGACCAGACCACCAGGGCCCUGACGACGCUGGCCGCGCGCUACUGA
Molecule: messenger RNA, 282 nt
Organism: Aspergillus homomorphus CBS 101889
Lineage: Eukaryota; Fungi; Ascomycota; Eurotiomycetes; Eurotiales; Aspergillaceae
Exons: 2
Coding region: 1-282 (93 amino acids)
Source: RefSeq, a predicted model, not a curated record